This is a messenger RNA of Pyricularia oryzae 70-15, 674 nucleotides long. RefSeq lists its product as uncharacterized. The record is from RefSeq and is a predicted model, not a curated record. The transcript has 6 exons. Lineage: Eukaryota; Fungi; Ascomycota; Sordariomycetes; Magnaporthales; Pyriculariaceae. The coding region runs from base 39 to 674 and encodes 211 amino acids.
CGCCAAGCUGUCUCCCAAGAAAGAGUUGGCGUUUAAAAAUGGCAACGGAGGAAUACCUCCUGGCCCAGGGUUCAAGAUACAGCUGCAGCAGUGCUGCAAUCGAAACCAGAUGCAGGUUGCCGUACAGAGUCAAGCCUAGGGUGAGGGGAGGUAGAAAUAGUAUGAAAAGUAAGGUGCUGGGUUUAUUGUGGGCCGCGCUUAGCCGGCCAGCUGCAAACAAGAAUUGGAUAUGGCCGGAGCAAAAGGCUCGGCUCCAUGGCAUUGGAUUGAGUGAGCGACUCGCUCCAAUGGCGGGGCAGUACAAAAUGAAUUGGUGCCUCGAAGAUCGAGGGGCAACUUCCUUAACUGGAAGAAAGCAGCACCACACGAACACCGGCACAAUCCGGACAAAUCGUGCUGCUGAUCACUGCAAAAAUCCCCGAAGGGCGUCCAUCGCGCAAGAUCUCCAUGGGGGCCUGCUGUGUGAUGAGACAACCUACCUAGCCAGGUUUUCAGGUCGCAAUGGUAGCCACUUGAAAGUUGCAACGUCUUGCGGGGAAGGCCAGGCGCCUAAACAUUACCACCUAGUAUGGAGUAUACCAAACAUUAAAGAUAUUGUAUACUACUACGAAUGUUUAAAAGCGCAGCAAAGUGACAUGCGGAAGGACCAGGCCCUACAGAGAUUGGCUGUGUAG